Cuscuta europaea is the source of this 304-nucleotide messenger RNA. NCBI's taxonomy places the organism in Eukaryota, Viridiplantae, Streptophyta, Magnoliopsida, Solanales, Convolvulaceae. The record is from the annotation of a GenBank genome assembly.
GAAGGUGUAGAGCAUCAACUAACAGUAGCAUACACUCCACAACAAAAUGGGGUAUCCGAAAGGAAGAACCGCACAGUCAUGGAGAUGGCAAGGUCUAUGUUAGCUGAAAAAGGAAUGCCUAAAACGUUCUGGGCAGAGGCAGUAUAUACUUCAGUCUAUAUUCUAAACCGGUGUCCAACUAAGGCGGUUUUAAACAAAACACCUAUUGAGGCAUGGUCGGGACAAAAGCCUUCAGCCAAACAUUUGAAGGUCUUCGGAAGCAUAUGCUACAUUCAUGUUCCCUCUGUUAAAAGGCACAAAUUAG